This is a messenger RNA of Aspergillus fischeri NRRL 181, 2247 nucleotides long. RefSeq names its product protein O-mannosyl transferase (gene pmt2). Gene Ontology annotation, cellular component: membrane; endoplasmic reticulum. The transcript has 5 exons. NCBI's taxonomy places the organism in Eukaryota, Fungi, Ascomycota, Eurotiomycetes, Eurotiales, Aspergillaceae. Gene Ontology annotation, biological process: protein O-linked glycosylation via mannose. The coding region runs from base 1 to 2247 and encodes 748 amino acids. The record is from RefSeq and is a predicted model, not a curated record. Gene Ontology annotation, molecular function: dolichyl-phosphate-mannose-protein mannosyltransferase activity.
AUGAGACCAUCCACCACGGCGGAAAUGGAUGUCGCAUCAACUACCGGUGCCAAUGUCGGCUCCGAUUUGCGGCGUAGGAAUGUUCACGCCGGAGAGAAAGUUGAUAAGCUCUUCUCAUCUCAUAAUCUCGAGGACAAGGACGCAAAGUCGAGGCCUAAGCCCAGUUCUUUCUCCUCAAUACUAUAUAGUUGGGAACCUUUCAUUGUGCCGAUUGUGCUGACAGCCUUGGCUGUUUUCACCCGUAUGUACCGCAUAGGUCGCUCGAACAUUGUGACAUGGGAUGAAGCCCACUUUGGGAAAUUCGGUUCACAUUACUUGAAGCGAGAAUUCUACUUUGAUGUUCACCCGCCACUGGGAAAGAUGCUUGUUGGCUUAUCCGGUCUCCUUGCUGGAUACAACGGAUCCUUUGAAUUCAAAUCAGGAGAGAAAUACCCAGACGAUGUCAACUUUACAUUCAUGCGUGUCUUCAACGCCGCUUUCGGUGUUGCGUGCGUUCCUCUCGCUUAUUACACUGCUCGAGAGCUAGGUUUCCGCAAGGCCACCGUUUGGCUAAUCAGUCUGAUGGUUUUGUUCGAAAACUCCUACGCGACCAUUUCAAGGUUCAUAUUGCUUGACUCGAUGUUACUUUGCUUCACCUUUACGACCACCAUGUGCUGGGCUAAGUUUCAUCGGUUACAGCAUGCUAGCUUCUCAGGUCAGUGGUUCACGUGGCUCUUCCUGACAGGUAUAAGUAUCGGCUGCGUAUGCAGUGUCAAAUGGGUGGGUCUUUUUUGCACAGCAUUAGUGGGACUCUAUACAAUUGAAGAUUUGUGGAAUAAAUUUGGCGAUCUUAGGAUGCCGAAGACAGUCCUCGUCAAUCACCUACUGGCUCGCGUAGUCGGAUUGAUUAUUAUACCAGCUGUGGUAUAUAUGCUUUCCUUUUACGUGCAUUUCUGGAUUCUUGAAAACAGUGGACCGGGCGACGCGCAGAUGAGCUCUCUCUUUCAGGCCAACCUAAAGGGCACCGAAGUCGGAAAGGACAGCCCUCUCGAAAUUGCGCUUGGCUCUAGGGUCACUUUAAAAAAUAUGGGUUAUGGUGGAGGACUGCUGCAUUCUCAUGUUCAAACUUAUCCCGACGGUUCCAAUCAGCAGCAGGUCACUUGUUACCAUCACAAGGACGCAAACAACGAUUGGUUCAUCUACCCCAACCGCCAUGAACCUGAGUAUGACGCCAACGGACCUCUGUCUUUUGUUGGUGAUGGCGAUAUUAUUCGUCUUAUUCAUGGGCAAACGGGCCGAAACCUUCAUUCGCAUGCCAUCCCGGCUCCUAUCACCAAAUCUCAAUACGAAGUCUCCUGCUAUGGUAACAUCACUAUUGGGGACGAAAAAGAUCACUGGGCAGUGGAGGUUGUCGAUGAUGUCGCGUCAAGGGACCGAAGCAGGAUUCGAACCCUGACAACUGCAUUCCGCCUGAGACACAUCGUUCUGGGCUGCUAUCUGCGCGCCGGCAACGUGAACCUCCCACAGUGGGGUUUUAAGCAGAUCGAGACCACAUGCGUUAAAGAGAACAAUCCUCGCGACGUCUACACGCAUUGGAACGUGGAGUCUCAUUUCAAUGAUCGACUUCCACCUGGUGAUCCAGGAUCGUACAAGUCCCCCUUUUUUAAGGAUUUCAUUCAUCUGAAUGUCGCCAUGAUGACAUCGAACAACGCGCUUGUUCCUGAUCCAGACAAACAAGAUGACCUUGCGUCGAAAUUCUGGCAAUGGCCAAUACUUAAUGUGGGCCUUCGUAUGUGCUCCUGGGAUGACAACACCAUUAAGUAUUAUCUCCUCGGAAAUCCCUUUGUCUACUGGGGCAGUACAGUCAGUCUCGGGGUUUUUGGACUCUUAAUAUUCUGGUAUCUGGCCCGCUGGCAGCGGGGUUACAAGGAUCUCAACCAAGCGGACAUCGAUCACAUCCAUUAUUCCGGCUUCUAUCCUCUGCUCGGAUGGAUCCUACACUACUUCCCUUUCAUAAUCAUGGCUCGGGUGACCUAUGUUCACCAUUAUUACCCUGCGCUCUAUUAUGCCAUACUUACCUUCGGUUUUUGUGUCGACUGGCUUACUCAAAAAAUGAGUCCUGUGGCUCGUGGGUCUCUGUAUGCCUUCCUUUACAUGGUCAUCAUCGGGAUGUUUGUUCAUUUCCGGGUCAUCGUGUUCGGCAUUGAGGGACCUAGCCAGCAAUGGGCCAAUCUGAACUGGCUGAGCGGUUGGCGGAUUGCGAAUUGA